AUGUAUUUUGACACGAGCUCAGUUCAGAAGGACGACUGCAUCUUUGAUGAUGAUGCUGUCAGCGUUGAGAGUGGGACCAAUGUGGAGCGUCCAGACACACCCACCAACACAGCCAACGCUCCAGGCAGGAAGAGCUGGGGCAAGGGCAAGUGGAAAUCAAAGAAGUGCAAAUACUCCUUCAAGUGCGUCAACAGCCUCAGGGAGGACCAUGGCCAGCCAUUAUUUGGGGUCCAGUUCAACUGGCACAGUAAAGAAGGGGACCCGCUGGUGUUUGCUACUGUUGGGAGCAACAGAGUAACCCUGUACGAGUGCCAUUCCCAAGGAGAGAUCCGACUCCUGCAGUCAUACGUGGAUGCUGAUGCAGAUGAGAACUUCUACACCUGCGCCUGGACCUUUGACACCAGUACAAGCCAUCCCCUCCUGGCCGUGGCGGGGUCACGUGGCAUCAUUCGGGUCAUCAACCACAUCACCAUGCAGUGUAUCAAGCACUAUGUGGGUCACGGGAACGCCAUCAAUGAGCUCAAGUUCCACCCCAGAGACCCCAACCUCCUGCUAUCCGUCAGCAAAGACCACGCCCUUCGUCUGUGGAACAUCCAAACAGACACACUGGUGGCCAUCUUUGGAGGUGUAGAGGGACAUAGAGAUGAAGUCCUCAGCGCAGACUUUGACCUGCUAGGUGAGAAGAUCAUGUCGUGUGGAAUGGACCACUCUCUGAAGCUCUGGACGAUCAACUCAGAGAGGAUGCAGAAAGCCAUUCACGGGUCCUAUGAAUACAACCCUUCCAAGACAAACAGGCCAUGGGUCUCUCAGAAGAUCCACUUCCCUGACUUCUCUACCAGAGACAUCCACAGGAACUAUGUGGACUGUGUACGCUGGCUGGGAGAUCUGAUUUUAUCCAAGUCGUGUGAGAACGCUAUCGUGUGUUGGAAACCAGGGAAGAUGGAGGACGAUAUUGACCGCAUCAAACCAAACGAGUCCAACGUGACAAUCCUGGGUCGCUUCGACUACAGCCAGUGUGACAUCUGGUACAUGCGUUUCUCCAUGGACUUCUGGCAGAAGAUGUUGGCUCUGGGAAACCAAGUGGGGAAACUGUACGUGUGGGACCUUGAGGUAGAGGACCCCCACAAAGCAAAGUGCACCAUCCUCACCCUCCCAAGAUGCACCUCUGCCAUCAGACAGACCAGCUUCAGCCGUGACAGCAGUAUCCUGAUUGCAGUCUGUGACGACGCCUCUAUCUGGCGCUGGGACCGCCUGCGAUGAAGACAACAUUGGCAACGAGCAACCUAUUCUAUUAUGACGGACCAGUCACUUUGCUGUCAAGAACCAGAAACAUUUUCCAGGGACACAUUUUCUGUGUAUAGUCUGCAUCAGAUCUGUCCAAUGGAGGUGUUGUUUAACAUCUCAGGAACCACUCCCAACAUGACAACGGUGCUACAGGUCUGCACAGAAAAAUGUGUGUCUGGAACCCACCAAUUAUUUUCCUUUUGUUUCCCUUCUCCGGGUUAUACUUAUACCAGCCCAUCCUUAUUAAAUCCAUGAGGGGGGUGAAAAGGUGCGCAAUUUGGGGAGAAGGGUGGAGAAUCAGACUACAACCCUGGAGCCCUUCAAGCUUUCUCUCCCCUUGCUAUUUAGUUCCCCUUUGCUUACUAUUCACUUUUUAAUGGGCUUUAAUAAAUGCUAUUUUUCUAAAGGCUUCUUGUCUCAUUCCGAGGUACUGAAGCUUGAAAACUCUAAGUAAAUAUAUGGUCCCCUAAGCCCAGGCCAUCUGAAUGCAUGGAGAAAAUGAGUAGCGGGACAGUUUGGGUGUUAACUGCCCCAAAAGUGCAUCUCAUGCACUAGAAAUGAAAGUUUUCAACAUGAAAAUAAAUGAAGCAUCUAGGAUCCGCGUGUAUGGGCAAGCUAAAUAUGUAUGGCAUAAAGUAGUGGUGAAAAGAGAAUUUUAAGAAACGUUUAAUAUUGGACAAACAUGUAGUAAUUGUUGCUAUAAAACGAUAUUUUCGUCUUCUGUGGAGGACCAUUCCUGGACAUUCUGGAGCAGAAAAUGAAGUCUUUGGUCUUCUCUGUCCAUGCCCCUUUAUCAUGGUUUUUAACACUGGUCUUGUCGAGACAACUCAAGUCUUCCAGAAAUUAGGGUUUUGAGCCAUGCGCCUCUGGAAGUUCUCAUACCUGGGGAGAAAGAUCAGAGGAGCACAUGACUUUAUGCUUUUGAUUUAGGAAGCACAUUCAGAUCGUUUGCAGCGUCCAUGCUUAACUGACUGAUUGAGAAAUUCCUCAAAUGUUAGUUUCCUUGUAGGCAGCCCAAUAACCACAGGUUCCUCAAACGUGGGUCAGGCAAAUUGAAAAUAAUUGAUUGGGUUAAUUCAAGCAGGUGUUUAAAUGGUCUGACUUUGAAUAGGACCAACAGGGAAUCAUUUUACCAUUUGAGGAUGGAACUGGCAGGGAUGAACAUUUCUGAGGGGUUUGGAGUCAUCUGCGACUGGGAAACGGCAAAAGACGAGGAGAAAUUAUACAAACUGUCCAGCAUCUUCUGAGUGAACUGAGGAGAGAGAGUUGAGUUGGUCAGCUGAGUGUGUAGGUGCUCUUAGCAACAUCAAAAUAAAAGUCCUGCACAUGUGCCACAUGUGGACAAAAAAGGAAUAACUUGUGAGGAUGUAUUUUGACACGAGGUAAGCAGAGAGGAAGUGGGUCUACAAUAGACCCAUGUUUGAGAAGUCUCAAUACCAUCCUUUAGAUAUGGUCUCAAAUACCCCCUGUCAUAAUGACCAACUGUUCUGCCCACUGACUGUUUGUGCAACCUAAUACAAUUGAACACAAUGCUAGUGUGCCUGUAGAAAGUCUACCCCCCCUUGGAUUUCUUCCCAUUUUGUGUUAAAGAUUCAUGAAAAAUAAGUGCCAAUAUACCAUAAUUUGUUAGAAACACCUCCGCAGCGAUUACAGCUGUGAGUCGUCUUGGGUAAGUCUGAGCUUUGUACACCUGUAUUGUGCAAUAUUUUCUCCUUUUCAAAAGUCAAACUCUGUCAAGGUGUUGGGGAUCAUGGCUAGACAGUAAGUCUUGCCAUAGAUUGUCUAGCAGAUUUAAGUCAACUGUAACUUGGCCACUCAGGAACAUUCACGGUCUUUUUGGUAAGAAACUCCAGUGUAGAUUUGGCCUUGUGUUGCAGGUUGUCCUGCUGAAAUGUGAAUUCCUCUCCCAGUGUCUGGUAUAAAGCAGACUGAAGCAUGUUUUCCUCUAGGAUUUUGCCUGUGCCUAGCUCCAUCCUGUUUCUUUUCAUCCUGAAAUACUCCCCAGUCUUUGCUGAUGUCAAUCAUUCCAUGAUGCAGCCACCAACCACCAUGCUUGAAGAUGAGGCAGCUACUCAGUGAUGUAUCAGAUUUGCCAAAAAGUGUCUUCCUUUGUUGUGUUUUUCUCUCUCUCAGUAUUACUUUAGUGCUUUGUCGCAUACAUGUGUAUGUUUUGGAA
This is a messenger RNA of Oncorhynchus nerka (sockeye salmon), 3460 nucleotides long. RefSeq names its product polycomb protein eed-like. The record is from RefSeq and is a predicted model, not a curated record. Gene Ontology annotation, biological process: heterochromatin formation; negative regulation of transcription by RNA polymerase II. Bases 1 to 1260 code for a protein of 419 amino acids. Gene Ontology annotation, cellular component: ESC/E(Z) complex. Gene Ontology annotation, molecular function: protein binding; nucleosome binding. Lineage: Eukaryota; Metazoa; Chordata; Actinopteri; Salmoniformes; Salmonidae. The transcript is spliced from 12 exons.